CUGCACGCUCCACACAGCCUCUAUAUAAAUAUAUGUGUGUGUGAAGAUACAACUACGGCUAUACAAUGAACGCUCGGGAAGUUGUAACUGUAAGCAGAAGCUUGAGAAGUACCAAUGGUAGCGAUUUUGCUUGCAACACGUCUGUUCUACGACGCUGGCCUGAACAUUAUUUAACUACCUCGCGGAGGAGUGCCUGAACGGUUUUGAUCGCGCUGUGCGGGCUUUCUUGGAAACAUGUUGAGAACGCCAUCCGGACUAGAUUGUCUUUACGAACAGGUACCGGCCAAUAGUGAGAGCGAAAAUAAUAAGGCAGGCGCUCGGACCAAUGCUACGCGCGCAAAAAAAAAAAAAAGUGAAUUUCGCGCUUAUAGUUUCCGCAGAGCUUCGAAUUGUGUGAGCAGCUAAUCUCUAUAUAUCGUACCCGUCGCCAUGCGGGAACUAUUCAGAUCACCGACCUACAGAUCCAGAACAACGUAGAGUUGUGUGAGUUAAUGUUGUAAGUACAUGGCGGAAAACAGCCGCGAGGAGAAAAAAAAAAAAAAACAAUCACAGAGAAGCUCGACAGACGGCAAUCGCUCCUGCGUCUGUCGCCGUGUGCCCGUCCGCUCGCUCUGUUUUCGAUCGUGCACAGGUGUAGUGUUGCAGCACCGGGUCUGUUUGCGUGCAUGCGUGCAUGCGUACGCGACGGAAGCGCUCCCCCGUCAGUGGUAUCUUGUCUCGCGCAGCCAGCGCGGACCGCCGGCCGGCCGCGUGAGCAGCGCCAUGGGCGUGUCCGAGGGCGGCCUGGCCAACGGCCACGGGCCGGGCUACUCCUACCUCAAGCGCCUCUGCCGGGAUCGGGGCACGCUCUUCGAGGAUCCGGAGUUCCCGCCCUCGAACCGCGCCCUCUCCUCCAAGAACAAGUACGCCAGCGCCCAGGUCGUCUGGAUGAGGCCUUACGAAAUAUGUGCCAGACCAAAGUUUAUCUCUGAAGGCUCGUCGCGGUUUGAUGUCGAGCAAGGAGAACUGGGCGAUCGCUGGCUACUGUCGGCCAUCUCGUGUCUGACGAGCACGCCCCGGUUCCUGGACCGCGUGGUGCCGUCCGACCAGGGCUUCGGGCCGGGAUACUGUGGCUUGUUCCGCUUCCGCUUCUGGCGCUUCGGCGAGUGGCACGAGCUGGUCGUCGACGACCGGCUACCCACGCACCGGGGGCGCCUCUUCUACAUGCACUCGGCCGACCCCAGCGAGUUCUGGGCGGCGCUGCUCGAGAAGGCGUACGCCAAGUUCUAUGGCGGCUACGACCAGCUGCAGGCUGGCCACACGGGCCGCGCGUUGCAGGACCUGACGGGCGGCGUGGCGCAGACCUUCCGCAUGGCGCACGUGGACCCGCCCAUGGCUUUCUCCAUGGUGUCCAGCGCGGUGCCCCGUUCCACACUCAUGGCCGCCUGCAUCAUACCGGACCAUCACAAGGGCCCGGCACGACUAAAUAAUGGAUUGUACACUCAACAUGCCUACAGUGUGACGGGGAUAGCAAAGGUGCGCGUCAAACAGGGAGAGGUGACGCUCAUCCGGCUGCGCAACCCGUGGGGCCGCGGCGAGUGGAACGGGCCCUGGAGCGACCGUUCCUGGGAGUGGGACAGCCUCUCCGAGAGGGACCGGCAGCUGCUCGGACUGCGGCAACCGCCCUCCGAUGGAGAGUUCUGGAUGUCCUUCGAGGACUUCACGCUGAACUUCACGCAUCUGGACCUCGUGCACAUCGGGCCGGACGACUGGAUGCAAGAGGCGGCGCUCCACAGUAAGAAGCCCUGGCGCGCCGUGCUGGCCAGGCGUCGCUGGAGGGCCGGGUACAACGCCGGUGGGGGACCAAGCCACCCAGAGACCACGGGAUGCAACCCACAGUUCCACGUGCAAAUUCCAAAGACAAACUCAAGUAAAUGCCACAUGGUUGUGUCCGUGACGCAACAGUACGUCACAGACGUCCUUCGAGACGCCGGAAAGAAGCCCACGUUGCACCCGGUUGGUUUCGCCAUAUACGAGAUCCCGGCGAACCUGACACGGCUGACGACGCAGUUUGUGGCCACGCAUCGGCCCUUGGACGUCACGGUGCACACGACGACGCGCGAGACGGUCACCUUCUUCACGCUGCCCGCCGGCGACUACAUCGUGCUGCCCUGCACCAGUGCGCCCAACUGCGAGACGCGUUUCCUGCUGCGCAUCUUCACCGACGAGCACAGUAACGUGUGGGAAGUCAACGACGACAACCUAAUCUACCGCAACUUGAGCUUGACAAAGAAUGGGACCACGGGUCAUCCAAAAGGACCUGCCAUGUUUUCCAAGCUAGCGCACAAGCUACCAUGUGAGCUUGACGCCUACAUGCUGCUCAAGAUAUUGCGGGCCAUCUCCAGAAAAAACCUGUGCCUUUCAGAUACGCAGCUUCUGCUGGAGAAGCCUACUCUGGAGUUGUGCCGGCACCUCGUCAUGCUGAAGGAUCCCGUCAUAAACGGAAAGAUCAGCAUCAAGGACGUGCCCUUAAUCCUGAGCAUGCUGCACUUUUGGCGGGGCGUCUUCGUAAAGUUUGACCGGCCGCACAAAGGGCGAACAAGCAGCUUCAACCUGAGGCCGCUUUUGUGGGAGGCAGGGAUCACGGUGAGCAACAAGGUACUGGAAUGCUUGGUCAUCCGCUACACCAAAGACUGCACCAUCACAGCGGAGGCUUUCAUCGGAGCUCUAGUCAAGCUGUACCUGGCUCAUGACAGGUACAGCCAAGUGGAAAAGAAGCUCAAGGAGAACACCAUCUCCCUGGAAGAGAUGAUCUUGAUGACGGUGUACUCCUGAGAUCUGAAGAACAAAGCGAGAUAAAUUUACGAAGCCAUCCCGAUCCUGUCGUGGUGCCGGGUUCCAUGGACAGAGACUUCGAUAUAGGCGAGCCACGCGCCGUGGCUCCAAAGUAUGUAAUAUAUGCUAAUCUAUUGAAAACCUUUAUCGAGAACUUUGUACCUUGCGUGCGUGUGCGAGUGUGCGCUCGUAUGUGUGUGCGUGCCUGCCCAAAGCGACAUCUUUAUAGUAUAUCUUUCACUGAGCGCAAGAAGGAAAUAAAGGAUGUCUUUUUACAAUAC
Dermacentor andersoni is the source of this 3095-nucleotide messenger RNA. Its product is annotated as calpain-9-like. NCBI's taxonomy places the organism in Eukaryota, Metazoa, Arthropoda, Arachnida, Ixodida, Ixodidae. The record is from RefSeq and is a predicted model, not a curated record. Gene Ontology annotation, molecular function: calcium-dependent cysteine-type endopeptidase activity. Gene Ontology annotation, cellular component: cytoplasm. Gene Ontology annotation, biological process: proteolysis.